GCAGCAACACCUGGACCCGUGAACCAGGACUGGAUCCGCAGGACCGGACCCCCAGGACUAGACCUGCAGGACUAAACCUGCAAGACCUGGACCCCCCAGGACCGGACCGCUGCAGCCGGACCUGCAGCCCCGACCCUGGAUUGUGUUUUCUAACGGUGUGAUAAUCACCUGGAUCUGCUCCUGCUGGAACUUCCAGGACUAACUUGAGUGUUUCUGUGUUUUUCUGGGACCAGAUAACCAUGUUCUUCUCCCGGACGGCGGCUCAGCGCUGGUUCCUCGCCGUCUUCCUGCUCUGCUCGCCGGCGCCGCGGCACGGACGGCCCAUCGACGCCCUGAGCGGCAGAACGCGCCGCUCGGUGAGCCACACCCAGCUGAUGCACGACAAGAGCCGGACCCUGCAGGACUUCAGACGACGGCUGUGGCUGCAGGAGCUGCUGGACGUGGUGCACACGGCCCAGACCCGGGACCAGAACCAGAACCGGGACCUGCCGGUCCUGCAGACCAGCACCACCGGCAGCACCCUGCACUCCAAGCCCCCCGGCGGCACCAAGAACCUGCCGGACCAGAACCAGAACCAGGACCAGGACCAGGGCGGCACCAACCUGCCCCAGGAGACGCUCAAGUCCGGCACCUACAAGGACGCCUUGCUCAAGGGCCCAGGCAGGAAGAAGAAGAAGGGGCGGAGCGGGAAGAGGAGGGAGGGCGAGAAGAGGAGGAGGAGGGCCCGGUCCGUCCCCCGCCGGCCCCCCUGGACCUGGACGGGCCUGCAGGGCCUGCAGGGACUCUGAGACCGAAGACCGUCUGACGCAGGAAAGUCGGGCCCGGCCGGUGACUCCUAAAUGCUCACGAUUGCAGCCGUCUGUCGUUGUGAUCGUUUGGAAAGAAAUUGGAACAUAUUUAUUGUGUGUAAAUAUUCUAAAUAUAUCAGAAUAGAAGCAGAAGAUGAAACUCCUGGAGCUCUGAGAAGCAGAACCUUCGUGAAUCCUCGCUUUCCCUUUUUUUACUACAAUUAUGUCUGUUUUUUCUUUUUUUUUCUGGUAAUUUAUUUUGUCUGAAUGGUGUAUUUAUUUUGUAAAUGUAUCGAGGUGCUGCUGACCUUUCUAUAUUUUUGUACCAUAAUGCACUUUAGAUAUAUAAAUAUAAAUAUAUAUGCCAUUGAUUUGUUCAUGGACUUGUUUCUGUGCUGGACUGAGAUGAAGAAGCGUUUCCUCCACGACCCACAAUCCUCUGCUUCCCCACACUUCUGUACAUAAACCAAACUGCAUCCUUGUUGUUGGCACUUGCACUGAGAUGAAACCGGAAUAAACGUUUG
Molecule: messenger RNA, 1312 nt
Organism: Cololabis saira (Pacific saury)
Lineage: Eukaryota; Metazoa; Chordata; Actinopteri; Beloniformes; Belonidae
Gene: pthlha
Product: parathyroid hormone-like hormone a
Exons: 4
Coding region: 240-788 (182 amino acids)
Biological process (GO): adenylate cyclase-activating G protein-coupled receptor signaling pathway; osteoblast development; regulation of chondrocyte differentiation
Cellular component (GO): extracellular region
Molecular function (GO): hormone activity; peptide hormone receptor binding
Source: RefSeq, a predicted model, not a curated record